AUGGCGGACGAGGAGGAGAUCAUCCAUAUCUAUAGCUCCGAUGAGGAAGAAGAAGAAGAAGAGGAAGAAAAUGAAGAAGACGAUACCGAUGACGAGAGUAGUGAAGAGGAGGAGGAAGAAGAUGAAGAUGAAGUCGAUCGGAGUCUGAGUGGGGAUGAUAGCGAACUGAGCGAAGAUGAUUCAACGGAUCCGGAUUCAGAUUGGGAAUCUGAUGACGAAGAUGACGAGGAUGAGGAAGGCGAUGAUGACGAGGAAGACUCUCUUGUGAAUAAAGUCACUCGCCUCCUCAAAGGAUAA
Messenger RNA from Microthlaspi erraticum, 297 nucleotides. NCBI's taxonomy places the organism in Eukaryota, Viridiplantae, Streptophyta, Magnoliopsida, Brassicales, Brassicaceae. The record is from the annotation of a GenBank genome assembly.